Messenger RNA from Tigriopus californicus, 2186 nucleotides. RefSeq names its product pyruvate dehydrogenase (acetyl-transferring) kinase, mitochondrial-like. Bases 122 to 1432 code for a protein of 436 amino acids. Gene Ontology annotation, molecular function: pyruvate dehydrogenase (acetyl-transferring) kinase activity. Gene Ontology annotation, cellular component: mitochondrion. The record is from RefSeq and is a predicted model, not a curated record. Lineage: Eukaryota; Metazoa; Arthropoda; Copepoda; Harpacticoida; Harpacticidae. Gene Ontology annotation, biological process: regulation of glucose metabolic process; protein phosphorylation. The transcript has 2 exons.
UCGGGAAAAUGCAAGCAAAAGAUAACAAAGAUAAGAAUAAUAAGUUUGGCCAUUUUUGCGACCCUCAUCUGGCAACCCUUGAAUUAAUCGUGGGAUCCAAAGCCUCUGUUGCUGAGAAAAGAUGUUGUCCUUGAGGCAGUUACCUCGUUUGAGGGACCAAUUGUGUCGUUUGGUUACAAGUAGGGCCAAGAAGCCAUUCAGACCCAUCGACCGACACCACAGAUCGCUUUCCACGUACUCCUCCAAGGUCUUGGAGCAGUAUCGCAAAUAUGCCGAAUACUCUCCUUCUCCCGUGAGUCUCUCGCAUUUUCUCCAUUUCGGUGUUAAAGAGCCGGAGAGUCGGAGUUAUGAUUUUCUUCAUCGAGAGAUCCCUGUUCGUUUGGCCAACAUGAUGCAGGAGAUCGAGCUCCUCCCUGAUGAACUCCUUCGACAGCAAUCCUGUCGCCUCAUCCAGGACUUCUACAUGCUCAGCUUUGGCGAGAUGAUCGAAUAUGAGAAUGCACCUCAAUCCUCAGAUACAUUCGCCCAGUUUGCCGAAACCCUGGAUCGGAUUCGUAAUCGCCAUUCUGACACGGUCGAGAUGAUGGCCGAGGCUGUCAUGAGUGUGACACAUCAAUCCCAAAACGGGGUCACCGAGAUUGACGCCAAGACUCAGUACUUCUUGGAUCGUCUCUACAUGUCCCGGAUUAGUAUCCGCAUGUUGAUCAACCAGCACCUCAUGCUUUACGGAGGACAGCUUCCCAAGGAAGAAUCCGAUAUCGGAUGCAUCAGCCCGCAUUGCAACGUGGCACAUAUUGUGCAGAGGGCAUAUCAGAAUGCUUCCUUCCUGUGCGAUCAAACUUACAUGCGAUCACCCGAAAUGACGUUGGACAUCACCAACACAUGUGAUCCCGCCAUCGACGUGGUCGAGUUUGUGUACGUGCCAGCUCACUUGUAUCAUAUCCUGUUCGAGUUGUUCAAGAAUGCUCUUCGGGCGACUAUUGAGCAUCUGGGCGAGGACGUGGAUGAAUAUCCGGCCAUCCGAGUGCUCGUGGUCAAAUCUGAGCAAGAUAUCUCAAUCCGGAUCUCGGACCAAGGCGGCGGAGUCCCGCGUCAGAUCUCGGAGAACUUGUUUCAUUAUAUGUACAGUACCGCCCCUCGUCCGGAUAUGGGUAGUGGAGGCGGGGGCCAGGCCCCCAUGGCUGGAUUGGGUUAUGGAUUGCCAUUGUCGAGGUUGUACGCCCGUUAUUUCAGGGGUGAUAUUGCCUUGACCUCACUUCAUGGGGUGGGCACGGAUGUGGUUGUGUAUCUUCGCGCUUUGGCCGAGGACGCGGCCGAGGUCUUACCCGUGUUCAACAACUUCACCAAGAAAUCGUAUCUAAAUAGUGAAUCCAAUGGAUCAGAUUGGACGGAUCCUAUUCCGGGAUUCUACACGCGAAACGGGCGACAUUAAUAAGCCAUCCCUGAAAUCGACAUAAUACGUGCGUCAACGAAAGCAAUACCAUUGCUAUUAACAAUUGUCAUCGAAUUGCAACCAUAGAUGAACUUGAGACAUAGACUACUUCUAUGAAGUCUUGCAGCACACCCAUGCAGGUGAGAUCGAACAGGGGUCCAUUUGAAAUUUGGAACCACUUGGACCAGGAAUUCUCAGAUUGAACCACUUUGUCCCUUCGCCACCUUCCUAUUAUUUGUUCCCGAAACUCUUCCAAUAUCAACAAUCAAUCUUGAAUUUUAGCUUCAUCCGAUGAAUUCGAACCCAUCUCUCCCACAAAGUUCAAGAGAACUCCCUCCUUCCCCUCUUUUGGUGCCUUUCCCAAUUUUUCAUUUGAUCUUCGCAACUGUAUUAUUACAACAAUAGUCUUUUGGGACAACCAGGAUAUCUCUGGUAUUGCUAUGGUGACAGGUAUCACCCCGACCACCCAAAUCGUGUUUCUUGUGGGUGUAUUAUCUCCCUACCUUUUUCUUAAAUCAAAGGGCUCUGAUCAGUAACGACCAUAUUUCCUCAAUGUUGUACUUUAUCCUAAGCACUCAAGGCUGUGACAGUAUUGUCAGUGUGAAUCAACUUGUUACGUGGUGGACCCAACAAAUUACGAUAACUAUAAUUGUGUUUGUAUGCACGUCUAGUGCCUGUUGCAUUAAAUACCCCUGUGUCUGUAACAUAAUUCCCCCGAGAAGACCAAUAAACCUGAAUGUCUACAUUGUAACAA